Molecule: messenger RNA, 3066 nt
Organism: Periophthalmus magnuspinnatus
Lineage: Eukaryota; Metazoa; Chordata; Actinopteri; Gobiiformes; Gobiidae
Gene: dnajc5ga
Product: DnaJ (Hsp40) homolog, subfamily C, member 5 gamma a
Exons: 7
Coding region: 167-904 (245 amino acids)
Source: RefSeq, a predicted model, not a curated record
GACUGCGCAUGCGCGGGUGGAUAGGGGCCAGCGGUGUUCGGCUCCGGGGCUAACGGUGCUGUUUCUGCGCAUUUAAAGGGAAAUAAGACCACAAAUCACAUGCCUCUAUGAUCCAGUCAACACCACAGCGAUACCCACAAUAUUCAGUCUACACACGAGGUGAGCCAUGGCGGACCCGAGCUCGCGUCCCCAGAGGAAGAUGUCUACAGCAGGGGAGAGUGUGUACAGAGUGCUAGGGCUGGAGAAAGGAGCGUCGCCAGAGGACAUCAAGAAGGCCUACAGAAAACUAGCCUUAAAGUACCACCCGGACAAAAACCCAGACAACCCCGAGGCCGCAGAGAAGUUUAAGGAGAUCAACAACGCAAACUCGAUCCUAAACGAUGAAAACAAGAGGCGAGUCUACGAUGAGUAUGGCUCUAUGGGGCUGUAUGUGUCCGAGCAGUUUGGAGAGGAGAGCGUCAAGUACUACUUCCUCAUGUCCAAGUGGUGGUUCAAGAGCUUGGUAGUUUGUUGCACUCUCUUCUCUUGCUGCUGCUGUUGCUGCUGUUGCUGUUUCUGUUGUGGGAAGUGCAAACCUCCAGAGGACGAGGAGAGUUAUCAGUAUGUUGACCCAGAGGACCUGGAGGCUCAGAUCAAGGCUGACCAGGACGGAGGAGGUGCCACCAUCAUAAUAAUCCAGCCCAUGUCUAAAGGCGACAAUGCCCAGAGCCCCGUGUCAGAGCAGCCCUCCCCUGUCCCAGUCCCCACAGCCCAAACCACGCCCCCUGCAGGUGGAGCAGGUGGAGCAGGUGACGUGCCCACGUCUCCCUCUUCUCCUCCCCCCUCUCUCUCUCCUCCCCCCUCUGCGACGGCUGCUCCAGGACUCACCCCCUCCUCAGACUCGCAGCUGGAGCCCAAACAAUGAUCGAAAGUGACUGCGUAAAUGAGCCUCAACCUUGAUAAAGCCUUUGUUGUUACCGAGCCUCCUUCUGCAGCCAACUUUGGUCCACUACUCCAACCACCAGAGCCCUGCUAAGCCUCAUUGUUACCCCAAAAACAGCUCCCUGUCAGCCAGAAGAGACAAAGAGAGCCCUGGUUCACUGUUCCAACCAGACCGCCACCUUUCAACAACAUCUUACCCUAAAAACAUCUCCUUAAGUCACCUAGAAGAGACAAAGAAAGCCCUGGGUCGCUGCUUCAACCAGACCACCAGUAAGUCACAUCUUUACCCCAAAAACAGCUCCUUAAGUCACCCAGAAGAGACAAAGAGAGCCCAGGUUCACUACUCCAACCACCUGGAUUUAUUUUAGGUUUAAAUGUCUAACCCAACUUUUAACUUCAUUCACUAAUUAUCAACCUUUUGCAUUCAAUAAAGAGGAUAUAUAACUAAAAAAUAACAGAAAUUGACAUUUUUGGCAGCCAUUUUGGACUUUUUAAGUAAUUCUGACUCUAUUUUUAUUCCAGCAUUGCCAUUAAAACAAGAUAAUAAGAUAGUGACGUGAGCAUCUAUUGCCUUGUGUUUUGGAAACUUUUUAAUGCAGACUAUGUGAAAAUUAACUAACAUUUCUGAGCCAAAUCUGGACUGAAGACUGUUAACUUUCCCUCAAAAAGCAUGUUUUUAUGUCCAGCGCAUGUCCCUUAUGUAACUGUAAAACUGAAAUAGCAGGACAACUCACAAAGUAAGUGUCAAAUGGACUCUUUCAAUGUUAGAGAGAAUACAUUGUCAUUAGUAUAAUCUUCUAUUUUGUUCGCAUUGUCAUGGAGGUCAUCAGUCCCCUCCCACUUCCAAGUCAGCUCCGGUUGUGGAAUUAAAAGUUCCAUUAAUUUUUCUAAUAGAUUUUUCGAACUAUUCUAAUAUUAAAGAGGGGAUAUUAUACAAAAUUGACUAUGACCCCGACCCUUAUGGUUAGCUGUAAGAUUCUGUACAAGGCUCCACCCACAAGCCGACAUCCAUGCUCCCACAUGACCAUUCUCCAUAAAUAUAUGAAAACAUGAUGCAAAACUGUACUCAGUAACUUGACAAGCUUGAUGUGAUUUGCAGUAGUUUCAUUAGCAGGAUGCACGCUGACUGUUGUGAAAGUGCUCUGAAGGUGGAGUGACUUAGCACAGAGAGCAAAGACACAGGAGACUCAGAUUCAAAAACAAAAGUGAAACUUCUCAAAAAAUGUGUUAAUAUGUUGUUUUCGGUGAAUAUAGCAUUUUCAAAACAAAAAAACCUAACAUGGGAAUCUAAAUAUGUUAUGUGUUAGCAGUUAAUACUCCACAGAAAUAAAAUACCCCCCUUUAAGUCAGAAACUAUAGUUUUAGCCAUAUUUAUAUAGUUUUUGGGGUCUGAAUACCUUUUUCCAUAUACACAUUAUUUUAGGUUAUGAAAUGCUCUUGCUAAUGUGUUAAAAGAGUAAGAUUGGACAUAAAGUUCUGCAAUAAUUUCUCACCAGCGGCUAAGGUUCAUGCGUUUUUAAAAAAAACACAUUAUAUUAAACCUAACUUCCCAUUGUGUACAUUAUUUAUUGGUUAAAGAGGCUAUAAAUUGCUGCAAUGGGCCCUAUUAUAUUUAGUUGUAAAUAUUUUUAUCAAAAAGCUAACAGACUGAAGGACAUCAUAAAAUUAAAAUGACUCCGGUUUCAAUAAGUGUUUAACAUUGUACAUAUAUUUUUGUAUUUUUUUUAUGUCUCGUAGUCAUACCAUGUAUUUAAUGUGUAAAGCAGUUCUGAUGGAUUGACAAUAUGGAUUCAAUAACGAGUUUGCACUUUAAUUCUAUCCUCUGCAUCCUCUGCGCCAUCUGACCCUCUCCUUUGCAUCCUCUGCUUCAUCUGACCGUCUCCUCUGUAUCCUCUGCUCCAGCUGACCCUCUCCACUGUAUCCUCCUGUCCGCCCAACCCCCUCCUCUGCAUCCUUGGUUGUCAAUCCAUAAAUGCUGCUGCGUUCUGUAGAAUCCACAUGAAAGCUCAGUGUACAUGAAGUUUUCUUUGUAGAUAUUUGUCAUAUUUUGGUUCAUUCUGUGAGUAUCGCUGAUGUGGUGGAUGUUACCUGUGGAUGAACUGUAAAUGACUUACAAAUUCAAGCAAAUAAAAGGGGAUUUUCUAA